Molecule: messenger RNA, 803 nt
Organism: Drosophila innubila
Lineage: Eukaryota; Metazoa; Arthropoda; Insecta; Diptera; Drosophilidae
Product: peroxiredoxin-6-like
Exons: 4
Coding region: 78-740 (220 amino acids)
Biological process (GO): cellular oxidant detoxification; cell redox homeostasis
Cellular component (GO): cytosol; mitochondrion
Molecular function (GO): peroxiredoxin activity
Source: RefSeq, a predicted model, not a curated record
AUUGUUCACAACAGUGUGCAAAAGUUUUUUGAGCAGCUAAAGAGUGUGCAAAUUGCUAAAAGUUAAAACCCUUCAAAAUGCGUCUGGGCCAGACUGUUCCGAAUUUCAAAGCUGAGACCACAAAGGGUCCAAUCAGCUUCCACGAAUGGCAAGGCAACGACUGGGUUGUGCUGUUCUCACACCCUGCCGAUUUUACGCCCGUGUGCACCACGGAACUGGGCCGUAUAGCUGUACAUCAGCCGGAGUUUGCGAAGCGGAAUGCCAAGUGCCUGGCGCACUCGGUGGAUGCUUUGAACUCGCAUGUGGAUUGGGUGAAUGACAUUAAAUCCUACUGCUUGGAUAUUCCCGGCGAUUUUCCGUAUCCCAUCAUUGCCGAUCCCACACGCGACUUGGCCGUAUCACUAGGCAUGCUGGACGAGGAUCAGAAGAAGGACCCCGAGAUAGCCAAAACAAUUCGUGCUCUGUUCAUCAUUAGUCCCGAUCACAAGGUGCGCCUCUCCAUGUUCUAUCCAAUGUCAACUGGUCGCAAUGUAGAUGAAAUCUUGCGUACACUCGACUCCCUGCAGUUAACCGAUCGCCUCAAAGUGGUUGCUACACCUGCAAACUGGACUCCUGGCACAAAGGUGAUGAUUGUACCCUCGGUUACAGACGAGGAGGCGCACAAACUAUUCCCAAAGGGCUUCGAUAAGGUAUCCAUGCCAUCGGGCGUCAACUACGUCCGCACUACGGAGAACUAUUAGUCGACUACUGCCGCUUCUGAAUUUGAUCAAUAAAUGCAAUAAAUUAUGUACAUUUAAACUUUA